Thermothelomyces thermophilus ATCC 42464 is the source of this 2051-nucleotide messenger RNA. RefSeq lists its product as uncharacterized. The transcript is spliced from 3 exons. The coding region runs from base 239 to 1282 and encodes 347 amino acids. The record is from RefSeq and is a predicted model, not a curated record. Lineage: Eukaryota; Fungi; Ascomycota; Sordariomycetes; Sordariales; Chaetomiaceae.
AAACAAGCAAGACCACAACGCCCGAGAAUACCUCUCCAUCCGCAUUUCCAGGACACUUGCAACCAAAAUCAAAGUUCACUGCCCACUACCUCGGGAUAAUUCGGAUCCGGAUUAUCGCUGUCGCACAGCGUUGCCAGCCGGGCUUUUCUUUUUGCCCUCCGAUUCGUCGUUUUGUCGCUCCUGUCGCGAUCGCCAACUACAAACACAAUCGCUUCACGAGACCUCACCACUGCCCCCUAUGGCUCGAGUCAAAGAGGCGGCAGCUGAGGCUGCCAAUUCCGUCGCCGAGGGGACCGCAGCAGCAGCAGCAGAAGCAGCCGCACACGCCGCCGUUCCGCCGUCGCCGAAACGCGUCGCUCGGCUGCCCGGGCCGGUCCGGUUCGCGCUGGCAGUCGUCUUGAGCUUCGCGCUCUCGUCGCUCGGCCGCUUAUUUGUCGAUCAUUGCAGCAACAACGAGAUCGGAGGUAUCGCGGGGGAGGGGAUCUCAAGAAAGGAACUUUCGAUCCUCGCUGCGUGGAAACUGUUCGGGCUUGCUCUGGGCUGGUGGUACGACUACGACGGCUUCGAUCUUGCUGCUCUCGCCUUACUUUCCCAUGGUCCCGUCACUUUUCUCAUCUCCGUCUUCUACGGAAUCCGCGCCAUAACCGCCGGUGCUUACCUCGCAGUUGACGUCGUAUCGGCAUUCGUGCCGUUCCUCCUCCUGCGCCGGCUCUCUGGCGCCCACGCAGCCGCCCCCGGAGUCCCUAACCGGGACAUCGUCGCCGACCGGGGCAUCCAAGUGCUCACGUCGCUGCAUUCUGCGCUCGUGUACAGCGUGGUGCUGUUCCUAGCCGGCCGGUUCGUCCUCCCCAACACCCUGGUCCUCUAUUUCGAGGGCAUUCCCACCAUCCAGCCGGCGGCGGACGCACCCUUGCUGGGAUUCGGCAGUCCGACGACGCAGUUGCUCAGCUUGCUCUUCGGGCUCGCGGCGCGGACAUUCAUCUUCGCGCCGCUCGUUACGACCCCAACGACGGCCGAAGACCGCAAGAACGCAGAGUUUGACCCGGUUAGCGCCUCCCUCGGGCAGACGGUGGCGUGGAACUUGUGGGGAUACACAACACGCACCAAGGUGUCCCUCAUCCGCACCGCCGUGGCCAUGCUGUUCACCGCGGUCGGCACCUAUCUAGAUACCGUGCUGGUCAUCAGCGGGGUGGAGCCGUACGGCGCAGCUGUCUACGCGGGCGUAUGGGUCAUCGCGACCCUCGUGACCGGACUGUCACUGAGAUAUGUCGGGAGCAUUUGAGAGUGCCUGGGAUAUGUUUGCGCGUCGGGGGAGGCAGAUGACGCGCCUUUCCGGGGGGGGGGGGUGUUUCCUUUUUAUUUCUUUCUUCUAGAGCUUUCUGUUUAUCUUGGACUCUCGAGGCAGCAUAGGUCGAUCGGGUCGCCGAAUGACAAGAAGGCUAGGCUGCAAGGCUUUACCAAUUGAGGGGUAAGGGGGGUGUGGGCCGGUCGGGUUGUUUUGUCGACCGGUCUUGCGUUACCAUGCCUUCAUCUCAUGGUCCAGACACUUUGUUUAGUGUAUGUGUCACACUGUGGUGUGAUGUGGAGGGAGUGCACCUUAGGCAAACGGGGGGUGAAAUUGGUUACGGAUCGGGGGCAGCGCGGGUCAGAUUGAGCUCUCGUGGAACGUCGAGGAUGUUGCACCGAUUACCGCAUUGGGGAGCCCGAUUCUGCGGUGCCCUAGGUAUCAUCACGUUUCUGGACAAGAUUGGCGCGCGUUUGCGGCAGACGUAGCCAUGCCAAGGCCCAGCUGAGUCGCGGUCCGCCUUGGGGAGGGUAAGGUAAGGCUUUCCCGGCAUGCGGGUCGACCCGGGUCGACCCAGGGGUGGGUGCAAUGGAAAUGGGGACGGCACUCCGGUGAGACCAGUCGGGAAACCCACGUGCGGCGGUGACUUUGGCGCUACCUUCUAUUUCAGCCGCCCUGCUGCGCCUUACCUGAAGCUAGCUUUUAGUUCCAUAUCGCUUGGGCGAAUGGUGGGACAACAAUGAGCGCCUUAGCUUUUUUGGGCUCU